Molecule: messenger RNA, 2091 nt
Organism: Hydra vulgaris (swiftwater hydra)
Lineage: Eukaryota; Metazoa; Cnidaria; Hydrozoa; Anthoathecata; Hydridae
Biological process (GO): regulation of transcription by RNA polymerase II
Molecular function (GO): RNA polymerase II cis-regulatory region sequence-specific DNA binding; DNA-binding transcription factor activity, RNA polymerase II-specific
Source: RefSeq, a predicted model, not a curated record
UUCUCUAACUUAAAGUUAAUUUGAAUUAAAAUUUUUAAUAUCGGUUAAACGGUUAUUAAGAUUAUAAGGUUGUUUGGUUAUUGAUUUAAAGUUGGUUGGCUGGUCAUUGUUCUAAAAUUGAUUGGUUAUAUUAGUAAUUUGAACAUUUAAUCAUAUCAAUUAGAUGAUUAAUAUAAUAACACAAAACCGUUCUUAUUUCAACUGUUGAAAGUAACCUAAAACAAAGCUUUUAUUUUAAGUAUGACCUGUAGAUACAUUGAACAGCGUAUGCCGAGUUCAUUUGAUUAUAACGACGUAAAUAAGUCAAAUGUUUUUUGUCAUUCCAGUUUUAUAAAAGUAGAAGAAGACGAAAUAUUUCAGGUAAAGCCAAAAAAUGAAGUUAAAUGCUUUCGACAAAAGAGUUUUGAAUCGAUUACCAUGAAAUAUAAAAUUAAUAAACAAAAAAAUCAACUAUUUGAUGAUACAUUGACUAACCUUAAUUGGUUGACAGUAGUUAAUAUAGAUGAUAUCUUGGAAGGAAAACCAAUUUCAUACACAUCAUUAUCACCUGCAACUUCAAUUGUGUGUAACGAAGGAGAAAAUAAACAAGAUUACAACAACUGUGUUGAAUCUUCUUUAGACUACCAUUACAACGAAAAUUCCUCAAAUGACUGCCGCUCAAGUGAAAGUGUAAAACCUCCUUAUUCGUACGCAGCUUUAAUUAUUAUGGCUAUGAAAUCAAAAGUAUGCGGAAAAAUGACUCUUAGUGAAAUUUAUAAGUGGAUUGGUGAUCAUUUUCCAUUUUAUAAAUACGCCGAACCAAGUUGGCAGAACUCGAUUCGACAUAAUCUUUCGUUAAAUAAAUGCUUCACUAAAAUACCACGAAAUAAAGGCGACCCCGGAAAAGGUGGUUAUUGGACUGUUAUUCCUGAGUUUGCAAAUAAACUAUUAGAAAAUAAUAUUAGAAAGCGACGAACGACAAUGAUCGAUAGUUGUCGUGAAGCCAUAAAAUAUCAACGAUUUGAAAUUCUAGAAACGCAGUUGCUACAUAAGUUAAAUCAAGAAAAUUUUAACUCAAAAGAUAUUUGUAAACCACAAAUAUGCUAUAAAAUGGCAGAACUUAGAAACUUUUCCGAAGAUAAUAAAUAUGGGAUAAACGAGACCAAUAAUUAUGCGGUAAAAUUAGAAAGUAUAAAUUUAAUGCAAGAUCCCAAAAACAAUUCAAAAUCUUUAGAGUUUAAAACAAAUAUUAAAAAGCGCAAUAUCACUACCGAUAUGCAAGAUUGUAUGAAAGAUCAUUCGUAUGGUAAAAGGCCGGUUAUAAAAUAUUUUCCAACAGACGAAGAUAAUAUUACAGCAAUUGCAAAUAACUUAUUGCAAUCAACUUCAAAUAUUCGUCGUGAUGAAGUUCUUAACUUAGAACAUUGUUCAGCCUUUUCAAAGGUCAUGAGAGCCGAUUGCAAUUGGAGUUCAGAGCAAAUUAGUGCAGAUCAUUUAGAGACAAUGACGGAAGUUAACGAUGAACUAAUAGAAGCUGGGAGUUUAUUGCCGACCUCUGAGAACUCUUUUCUUAUUUCAAGGAACCUUGGAAACAGUAUAAACGGAGUGUUUAGUAUUUUGUCAUCACCAUUGUACCUGUCGCCACCAAUGUCAUGCGAUGAAGAGACAUUGUCUGGUGAUGACUUCCCAAGAAAACUCAAAGAUGAAAGUAUUGACAUUCAUAAUGAUGUUAAUUUGUUUAUUGAAGGAACUAGUAUGAUCUUACAUGAACCGUCAUCUAUAGGAAUGAAAUUGUCAAAUGAACCUUUAGAUAUAGACAAAAUUGAAUAUGCACCCAUAAACCCAAUACCAGAGCUAAUAUCAUCAUUAGCCGAUAACAAAAAAAAUAAAAAAUUUGAUGUAAUUAAACGAGAGCCACUAUCGCCUUUAGUUGAAUAUAUUGCGGUCAGUUGACUUCAAUGAACUUUUACAUUUGCCUGAAACAAAAAACAACAGACUCAUAGUCUUGCAGAGGAUUUUUUGCGUGAGAAAGUAAUAUACACUUUUUUUAGUUCACCUGAUCAUUUUAAGGUUACCUUAUAUUUAUAUUUGCAAAAAUUAUUUUUCAAGCAA